Anoplophora glabripennis (Asian longhorned beetle) is the source of this 2427-nucleotide messenger RNA. Its product is annotated as rho GTPase-activating protein conundrum. Bases 364 to 2268 code for a protein of 634 amino acids. NCBI's taxonomy places the organism in Eukaryota, Metazoa, Arthropoda, Insecta, Coleoptera, Cerambycidae. Gene Ontology annotation, cellular component: cytoplasm. Gene Ontology annotation, biological process: regulation of actin filament polymerization; signal transduction; regulation of small GTPase mediated signal transduction. The transcript has 11 exons. Gene Ontology annotation, molecular function: GTPase activator activity. The record is from RefSeq and is a predicted model, not a curated record.
UUAAGUUGUAUUCUAGUGCUUGCUCUGUUCGCGUAGGAUAGGAAGUAGUUUAUUCAAGGUUUACUGCGUUUUACCGUGAUACAAAAGAAUGUUUCUUAUGGUUAAUCUGUGACUUAUUGUGUUUUUAAGAAAAUUAAAAAAUUGUGUGAAGAAGUAGUAUUUUUUUAUACUUACAAAGUUUAAACAGACUGACAAACUGUUUAAUAACAACGAUUUCGUGUUUGUAUUUACUGUUGCUUUAUCGAGCUGAGAUAAACUGUUGAUCCUAACCACAAUUUUCGGUACAUCAAAGUUUUGAUAGGAGCGGGCGAUUUGCGACUAUAAUGUAUCCUCAAAAAUAAUUAUUUAGUUGAUGUUUAAGUGAUGGAAUCUGAAGAAGCUUUAAGAUAUUAUUUAGACGAAGUUAAGGAUACUCAGCAUGAUAUAAAUAUAGAAGAGGAAGUGCAUAUACCAAACGAAGCUGAACAGGCAACAGAUUUUCUCCAUAAAGCUGGCUUAUCAGAUUUGACGAAACUAUACCAGCAAGGCAAAGAAAUAACAGAAAAUGUAGUAAAAGAUUCAGUGCGACAGAGAAAUCUAACUGAAAAACAGGCACAAACCAUCCGCUCUCGCGUGCGGACGUUAAACAAAACUCUUCGUAGCCGACAGCCUCGAAGAAAGCAGCGGCAAGACAUUAGAGAUGUCUCGUGGAAUGUCGAGACAUCUAGCACAGGUACAAGAUCAAGAUCAGCUACUCCAGAUUCUCUAGAUUCUGGUGAACUUUUAAAUGAAGAUCUCACCUCAGAUGAAGACCAACAGCUCACCUCAUUACCACCAUUUUCUUUGGAUCAUAAUCAAAUCGGUUUCAAAACGAAAAUCAAAUGGACCACUAGUGAACCAUUGCAAAAUAAAAAAUUCAACAGGACUGAUAAAGGUGAUAUAGCGCAUUUAGGGUCUGAAAAUGUAGUUUUGAAAGGUUAUCAAGCUUUAACUGAGAAUGGAACUCUUCCUAGACCACCCCAAAGAGAAAGAAGUGGCAGUGACCCCACGACAGAAGUCCAUCUUCAGCCACUUAAAAGCCAUAAUACAUCGGAAGUUUUCAGGGAUACAACAACAAAUUUGCAUAACCAAUUGUCUCGGAGUCAUAAUAACAUAACUAUAAGCAGCAAUAAUAACUGCAGCAAAAUUUAUAUACAUAGCAGUGACACCAUUGAGAAUGAUGCUGUUAGUUUUGAAGGUUUAAUUAAGAAAAACGAUAACCAGCUGAAUAUCGUAAACACUGAGCAAUGGGACACCGAUGAAGGGAUCAGUAUUGACGUGUUAAGUGAUAGUGAAUAUCAGUAUUUAAAACCACUUUUAUAUGUGGAAUUAGUUGCCAUAUUUGACCAAUAUAAAAUAAGUUACUUAAAGAGGAAGGCCAGUAGUAAAAAUAAAGGUGGAAAUGUUUUCGGUGUGAACCUGUCGACGUUGGUAAUGCGUGAUAUGCCCAGGCCGACGGACAAUUCUAUGGUGCCCGAAAUAUUCCAGAGCAUGUUGUACCAAUUAAAUACUAGGUGUAUAAGGGAAGAUGGGAUUCUUCGAAUAGCCGGGCAAAAGCAAAAAUUAGAGGGGUUGUGCAAUGAAAUAGAAACCAAAUUUUUUAAUAGUCGCCGAGAGGUGGAAAAUUUAUUAAGCCAAGCGACAGUGCAUGAGCUCACGGGUGUAUUGAAAAAACUGUUGCGAGACCUACCGGAUCCAAUAUUUACUAUGGAAUUGUUCGAUAUGUUCUAUAAAACUAGCAGUAUUCCAAAUGCAGAAGACAAAGUUAAGGCGCUAAACUUGUUAGUUCUUCUUCUUCCAAUCGAACAUAGAAACACAUUUAGGUUGUUGCUGCAAUUUUUCCUAAACAUUGUAAGUCACGAGAAACAAAAUAGGAUGAAUCUGCAUAACGUCGCGAUGAUAACCGCUCCAUCUUUUUUCCCUCCAAGACUGUUAUUGCCUAAGGAUAAUGAUAAGAUAAUAAUGAAGCAAUUAACGAAGGAAGAAUUGGCUAAACGAAUCAAUGGUGCUGCAGUCUGCUGCUGUAUUAUGGAGACUAUGCUCAAGGCUGGUGAGAAACUGUGGAAUGUCCCAAGUUACCUGGCUCACCAAGCUAGGGAAGCACAAAAGAGGGCUCAAGUUAGAAAAGACCUGAGCAAAGACAAAGACAAGAGAAUUCGGUCUGGUAAGACAAAGUUGGUAAGAAGUAGUACUCAGUACGAACCCGGUGCUAUGAACGCUCCCCGAUUGAAGAGAGAUUUUUAUAUUUAAAUUUAAAAAGAGGAAACUCAUUCCAUAAUGUACCUUACAAAAUUAGUGCCUACAUAAUAUUUUAAAAUUUUAUUGAAGUAAUGAUACAUAUUGUGAUUAAAAUAUUUACACAGUAAUUUAUACAAUGAAUGCCUGUGCCAAAAUAUACAUUUUAUACAA